Lynx canadensis (Canada lynx) is the source of this 291-nucleotide messenger RNA. Its product is annotated as keratin-associated protein 12-1-like. Bases 1 to 291 code for a protein of 96 amino acids. Lineage: Eukaryota; Metazoa; Chordata; Mammalia; Carnivora; Felidae. The record is from RefSeq and is a predicted model, not a curated record. Gene Ontology annotation, cellular component: keratin filament. The transcript has a single exon.
AUGUGCCACACCAGCGGCUCCACUGGCUGUCAGCCGGCCUGCUGUGUGCCCAGCUCCUGCCAGGCGUCCUGCCACGUGCCCAGCUCCUGCCAGGCGUCCUGCUACGUGCCCAGCUCCUGCCAGGCGUCCUGCCGCGUGCCCGUGAGCUGCAAGCCUGUUGUGUACCUGCCCGUGAGCUGCAAGCCCAUUGUGUGUGUGACCCCCUCCUGCCAGUCCUCCGGGUGCUGCCGGCCCUCCUGCCCCACCCUGGUCCUCAGGCCUGUUCCCUGCGGCACCCCUAACUGCGGCUAG